AGCAAGGUUGUAGGGGGAACGGACCGCAGGGUCUCCGGGAGUGUUGAGGGGGAGGGGAAAGGAUGAGUUUGGCGCAAAGCCUGCCGGGGCAUGGAGUCCUGGUGAGUUCUGUGCGCAUGUGCGAGGAGGCGAGGGGGCUUGAGGGGCCUCGCCCGGGAGAGUAAGUUCCGGAGGUCUGGAGGCCAGGAUCGCGUGCGGGCGGAUUCGGUGUCUGGCACUGCUGCCCCACCAGCCCCAUGGAGGCCCCGGCCGUGCAGCCCGUGAAGCAGGAGGGCCUGGCCGCCGAGGGCCUGCGCCUGGACUCGCCAUGGCACCGCUUCCGCCACUUCCACCUGGGCGACGCACCCGGGCCGCGCGAGGCGCUGGGCCUGCUGCGCGCCCUGUGCCGGGACUGGCUGCGGCCCGAGGUGCACACCAAGGAGCAGAUGCUGGAGUUGCUGGUGCUGGAGCAGUUCCUGAGCGCCCUGCCCGCCGACAUCCAGGCCUGGGUGUGCAGCCGGCGGCCCCAGAGCGGGGAGGAGGCCGUGGUCCUGCUGGAGGAGCUCUGGGGACCAGCGACGAGGGCCCCUCGGGAUGCGACCUCUGAUGGCUCCAGGGUCGGCGUGGCAAAGGAAGAAUGUGAGACGGCGCCCCUAGGAGACUCGGCCCCCGGGGCUGACGAAGCGGCGACGGGGGACGCCCAGGCGGCGCGCGCCUACAAGCAGGAGCCGGGCAGCCCCCCGCCGGCCCCGCCGACCCCGCCGGCGCCCGGCCCGCCCGCCUUCCUGCCGGCCCCGGGCUCCGUGUCCUGCCCGGAGUGCGGCAAGGCCUCGCUGAAGCCGGCCCACCUGCUGCGCCACCGGCAGAGCCACUCGGGCGAGAAGCCGCACGCCUGCCCCGAGUGUGGCAAGGCCUUCCGGCGCAAGGAGCACCUGCGGCGCCACCGCGGCACGCACCCCGGCGGCCCCGGGCCGGCCCUGCGCCCGCUGCCCGCGCGCGAGAAGCCGCACGCCUGCUGCGAGUGCGGCAAGACCUUCUACUGGCGCGAGCACCUGGUGCGCCACCGCAAGACGCACUCGGGGGCGCGGCCGUUCGCCUGCUGGGAGUGCGGCAAGGGCUUCGGGCGCCGCGAGCACGUGCUGCGCCACCAGCGCAUCCACGGGCGCGCGGCCGGCGGCGGCGGCGGCGGCGCGGGCGGGGCGGCGGCGCCGGGCGCAGAGGGCGGGGGCCCUUUUCCGCCCUGGCCGCUGGGGUAGCCCCGCGCGCCCCGCCGCCCUCCUCCCGCACCAGCCCCUCUCCCCCGCCUCUCCUCCGGCGGCGCCUCCCUGGUCAAAACCUCCGAUGCCCUAGCGUUCUCUGUUCCUUCCCCACUCUCUCUACAUGUCCCAGUCCUCACUCUUCCUAUGCAGGCCUCACCUCCGUCCUCACAGCCUCUCCCACCGCGCCGGAGGUGCCCCCUCACGUCCUCCUCUCCCCCUCCGUCUUCACUCCCUCCCUCUCCCCUGGGGUCAGGAGCCCAGAAGAGGAGCAAGGGCCAGAGCAGCAGGCACUCCCCCCCCCCCGCCCCCUACCCUGUCCUCCAUCAGGAGGAGGCUGAAGGAAGAGGCCUGGGUCUUGUCCCUAGGCGACCCCUCAGGGCAGGCUGGAGGACUGGGAAAGGGUGGUGGUUCUGACAGGACAGACCUAGGCUCUGGCUUUGGGCUCCCUGGCCUGGCUCCUCCCCGCGAGCCAGGAAGGCCUGAGAUGGACAGAGAUACCUGCUCGUGGGAAGCGCUUUAGGGACAACAGUUCACCAGCAUCUGGAGACUAAUAAAGUCACUGAUGUGUUGUGCAGGC
This is a messenger RNA of Camelus dromedarius (Arabian camel), 1815 nucleotides long. It is a transcript of the gene ZNF444, whose product is annotated as zinc finger protein 444. Gene Ontology annotation, molecular function: DNA-binding transcription factor activity, RNA polymerase II-specific; RNA polymerase II cis-regulatory region sequence-specific DNA binding. Lineage: Eukaryota; Metazoa; Chordata; Mammalia; Artiodactyla; Camelidae. The record is from RefSeq and is a predicted model, not a curated record. Bases 237 to 1235 code for a protein of 332 amino acids. Gene Ontology annotation, biological process: regulation of transcription by RNA polymerase II. The transcript has 5 exons.